AUGAUUUAUUUUAAGUCUACUUUUGUAAUUUUAAAUUUUAUAUUUAAUUUUUACGAAAUAAAAUCAUAUUUUCUAAAAGAAAAUAAUUAUUUUGAUAGUGAUAUUAAGCGUAUAUAUAAAAGAGAUGUUGAUAAAAACGAGUUAAAAUGGGAUUUUCCAAUAAAGUACUGGGUUGAUCCUAAUUUAGGACUUAAUGAAAACUUAAUCGAAAAAGCCUUACAACGUAUAAGUAAUAACACAUGCAUAACAUGGGAGAAGAAAGAAUCUCAAAUACUUAAUACUUCUGGAUUAAAUGUAGUGAAUAGAGGUUUGUGUGGUUCUUUUGUUGGUAGGUUAUCUAAAAACAUGCCACAAGAAAUAACUUUUUCAUCUUCCUGUUUUGACAGUGGUAGAAUAGAACAUGAAUUUAGUCAUGCAUUGGGAUUGGUUCAUGAAAAUAAAAUAUAUGGUUUUGAAAAAUAUAUCACAAUUAACUAUACUAAUUUACAAGAAAAAGCUGUUAAAAAAUUUCAAAUUUCUAAUACUACUGAAAAAAAACCAAUUUCUAAAUUCUAUGACUAUGGAUCGUUAUUGCAUCAUCCUAGUAACAUGUUUUCAAAAAAUGGUUUAACAACAAUCAUAACAAAAGAUCCUAAUUAUCAAGAUACAAUUGGACAAGAUGACAAACUUAAGUUUAGUGAUAUUAAAAAUCUUAAUCUAUUAUAUUGUCAAGAUAAAUGUAAAAAAGAAAAAAAAAAAUUAAAAUGUAAAAAUGGAGGAUAUGUAGAUCCUAAAAAUUGCAAAAAAUGUAGAUGUCCAGAACAUUAUAGUGGAACCUUUUGUAAUUUUGGAAAAAUUAUAGAUAGCAAAUGCAAAAGUGUUGUUGUGCAAGCAACUUCUUCAAAGAAACUUUUAAAAAUUUCUGGAAAUUUGAAUUGUUUUUAUUAUAUAAUGUCUCCAUUAAAUACCAAAAUUCAAUUGACUAUUGAAAAUUCAGAUUUACCAAAUAAAAAAGAAGGCAGUCCAUGUAUACAAGGUGAAAGUCUUGAAAUACUAUAUAAAAAAGACCCAUCUGUAGUUGGUGCAAUGUUUUGCGGUAAAGUUAAAAAUGUACAAAUGAAAUCAGAAGAUAAUAAAGUUUCCAUACAUUAUGUUGGCAACAGUACAAAUAACUUUGUUGAAAUAAGUUAUAAAAAAGUCAAUAAAAAAAUCAAUAAAACAAAAAAAUUGCUAUAA
Messenger RNA from Strongyloides ratti, 1215 nucleotides. RefSeq names its product Astacin-like metalloendopeptidase. The transcript is spliced from 2 exons. Bases 1 to 1215 code for a protein of 404 amino acids. Gene Ontology annotation, molecular function: metalloendopeptidase activity; zinc ion binding. The record is from RefSeq and is a predicted model, not a curated record. Lineage: Eukaryota; Metazoa; Nematoda; Chromadorea; Rhabditida; Strongyloididae. Gene Ontology annotation, biological process: proteolysis.